This is a messenger RNA of Tetrahymena thermophila SB210, 660 nucleotides long. RefSeq lists its product as hypothetical. The transcript has 5 exons. Gene Ontology annotation, cellular component: cytosol; nucleus; perinuclear region of cytoplasm. The record is from RefSeq and is a predicted model, not a curated record. Gene Ontology annotation, biological process: nucleocytoplasmic transport; activation of GTPase activity. NCBI's taxonomy places the organism in Eukaryota, Ciliophora, Oligohymenophorea, Hymenostomatida, Tetrahymenidae. Gene Ontology annotation, molecular function: GTPase activator activity; small GTPase binding.
AUGGGGCCUCCUCUUUACCACCUAUCAGAUUUGGCCCUUCCCUCCUACCAAGGAGACCGCUGGUAACAUUCACAUUUUUACAUGGAAUUUUUCGAAAUAAAGGGGGCGGUAUAGGAUUCGAACCCCCGAUAUCACUGCUAAGACCCUCCGACUCGCCCACUCGAGCCGCUUAGCCCUUCUUAAAUUGGUCAUGAAGGUGCACUAGGCUUAUGUUCUGCUUUAACAAAUUUCAUUAAUCUCUCAAAUUUGACACUUGGCCUAAGUGAUAAUUAAAUUGGUGCAAUGGGUGCAUCAUGCUUAGGUCGUGCUUUAGCAAAUUGCAUUAAUCUCUCAAAUUUUACACUUUACUUUGGUUUUAAUUAAAUUGGUGAUGAAGGUGCAUCAGGCUUAUAUCCUGCUUUAGCAAAUUGCAUUAAUCUCUCAAAUUUGACACUUGAACUUAGUUCUAAUUAAAUUGGUAAUGAAGGUGCAUCAGUCUUAGGUCGUGCUUUAGCAAAUUGCAUUAAUCUCUCAAAUUUGACACUUUUUCUAGAUUCUAAUUAAAUUGAUACAAUAGGUGUAUCAGGCUUAUGUUCUGGUUUAGCAAAUUGCAUUAAUCUCUCAAAUUUGGCACUUUACCUUUAACUUUUGUAAAAACAGUUUAUUUGUUUUGGAUUGUGA